Loa loa (African eye worm) is the source of this 1385-nucleotide messenger RNA. Its product is annotated as arginine kinase. NCBI's taxonomy places the organism in Eukaryota, Metazoa, Nematoda, Chromadorea, Rhabditida, Onchocercidae. The record is from RefSeq and is a predicted model, not a curated record. The transcript has 8 exons. Gene Ontology annotation, molecular function: creatine kinase activity. Gene Ontology annotation, biological process: phosphocreatine biosynthetic process. Bases 38 to 1150 code for a protein of 370 amino acids.
AUUUCAAACAUUUACAUUUGAAAUUGGGCAAUACUUAAUGACAAAAUGCUUUUUCUUUUUUGCAGUUGGAAUUAUGGCACAUGUGGAUGUUGUUGCUAAAAUCGAAGAAAGCUUCAGCAAAUUACAGGAAGCAAAAGAUUGCCAUUCUCUGCUCAAGAAGCAUUUAUCAAAAGCUAUCGUUGAUCAAUUGAAAGAUAAAAGGACAAAACUUGGUGCAACACUUCUGGAUGUUAUACAGUCCGGUGUAGCGAAUCUUGAUUCUGGUGUAGGCGUGUAUGCACCAGAUGCUGAUUCAUACACUCUGUUUAAACCACUGUUCGAUCCAAUCAUUGAGGAAUAUCAUAAUGGCUUCGGAUCAAAUCAGAAACAACCGGAAACCGACCUUGGCGAGGACAAAAUAAAUUUGCUCGCUGAUUUGGAUCCGGAAGGACAAUACAUCAACUCAACAAGAGUACGCUGUGGACGUUCUCUUCAAGGUUACCCUUUCAAUCCUUGUCUUACGGAAGAAAACUACAAAGAAAUGGAAAAUAAAAUCAAAAAGGUUCUAUGCGGAUUCUCCGAUCCAGAAUUGAAAGGGACGUAUUAUCCGUUGGCUGGAAUGACAAAAGAUAUUCAAAAACAACUUAUUGAAGAUCACUUUUUGUUCAAAGAAGGUGACAGGUUCUUGCAAGCUGCAAAUGCCUGCCGAUACUGGCCAACUGGGAGAGGUAUUUACCACAAUGAAAGCAAAACUUUCCUGAUAUGGAUCAAUGAGGAGGAUCAUCUACGCAUAAUAUCCAUGCAAAAGGGUGGUAAUGUUGGACAAGUAUUGGAACGACUCAUUAAAGGUUUGAAGACCAUUGAGAAAAGUUUACCGUUCUCCAGAGACUCACGUCUCGGUUGGCUUACUUUCUGCCCAACAAAUUUGGGUACUACGAUACGUGCAUCGGUACACAUACGUCUUCCAAAGAUUAGUGCAAAGCCGGAUUUCAAGAAGAUAUGUGAUGGACUGAAACUUCAAAUACGUGGUAUACAUGGAGAACAUUCCGAAUCAGCAGAUGGUGUUUACGACAUCUCAAAUAAAGCUCGUCUUGGAUUGACGGAAUUUGAGGCUGUGAAACAGAUGCAUGAUGGUGUGAAACAGCUCAUCGAGAUGGAAAGGAAGGCUUAGAUAAAACGCUUUCCCUUUCUUAACCAGUAUUUCUCAUUUCCAGUUUAUUUCAUGAAUUUCAUGUGAUUCUUAUUUCUUGGUUUGAUUUGUAAUUUAUAAUUCAUGAAAAUCUUUUAAUUCUUAGGUUUUUAUAAUUUCUAGAUUUUUUAUAAUUUUUAGGCAUUUUUCAAGUUUACAGAUUCUUUAUAAAAUAAGGAGCAAUGUGUAAAAUUGGGAUGUACCUUCCAAAAAAAAU